AUGAACGACAUCAAGCUGGCCCUGCUGGGGAGCCAGGGGGCUGGGAAAUCAGCUGUCCUCGUGCGGUUCCUGACCAGACGCUUCAUUGGUGAAUAUGCCUCAGACACCAACUCCCUGUACCAUAAAAGGCUCUCAAUCGAUGGCAGGCAGCUGAACCUGGAGGUUUUUGACCCUUGCUCUCAGAGCUCAGAGGCCAGGUGUAUACUGGAGGAGCCGGUGGACUGGGCAGAUGGCUUUGUGGUGGUUUACAACAUCAGCGACCGCACUUCCUUCAUCAACGCCAAAAACAUCCUGCAGCAGAUUCGGGAGGCACGCAUGGACAACUGCAAAGGGGAGGUGGAUGUUCCCGUGUGUCUGGUGGGUAACAAGCAGGACCUGUGCCACGUCCGGCAGGUGCGUGAGGACGAAGGCCGCUGCCUGGCUCAGGAGAACCGUUGUCACUUCCAGGAGGUGUCGGCAGCCGAGAGCUACCAGGACAUCGCCAACCUCUUCACACAACUCAUUCGGCAGGUGAUGGAGCACUUGAAGUACCGAGCUGACCGUCGGCGCUACAGCGGCUCAAAGUCUAUGGCCAAGCUCAUCAACAAUGUGUUUGGCAAGAGGAGGAAGUCAGUGUGA
Stegastes partitus (bicolor damselfish) is the source of this 618-nucleotide messenger RNA. RefSeq names its product ras-related and estrogen-regulated growth inhibitor-like protein. Gene Ontology annotation, molecular function: GTP binding; GTPase activity. The record is from RefSeq and is a predicted model, not a curated record. The coding region runs from base 1 to 618 and encodes 205 amino acids. The transcript is spliced from 5 exons. NCBI's taxonomy places the organism in Eukaryota, Metazoa, Chordata, Actinopteri, Pomacentridae.